AUGCAAGCAGAAACGACAUUCUUCAAUCAUGCAAGCAACGUCGUGGUCAAUGGAGGCAGCUUCAGCGCAGUGUCCAAACAACUACAUACUCACUUAGGCAGCAGUGCGCUACAGAACAACUAUAUUCCGCCAGGAAAAAUUGGUAAAGAUGACGUACUGGCUAUCCUUCACAACCACAGUGCUUUAGCUGGUCUACUCGACGCCAAGGAACGGUUCGACGCACCCAAAUGUGAUCCAUCUACGCGAAUCGGAAUUAUCAAAAAGCUCACAAAUUGGGUUGAAUCCGAGAGUCAAUCAUUGCCAUCUUCUCUGUUGUGGCUGCACGGUCCAGCAGGAGUAGGGAAAUCGGCAUUAAUGCAGCAAUUGGGGCUCAUCAUGCAAGAAAAAGGCAACCACGCUGCGAGUUUCUUCUUUUCACGCACCGCCGUUGGACGAAGCGAUGGAAAUUCUCUGAUCGUCACUUUGGCAUACCAGCUCGCUAUGAACUUUCCACCCAUUCGUGCGCACAUUGCCAGUAACCUGAAUAAAAACCCGGGUAUCUUUUCAUUGUCGAACAAAGUGAAGAUGCAAUUGCUUGUUGUCGAUCCAAUCGAUAAAUUGUGCGCGACUAGUUUCUGGAAGCCUUUCAUUCGCGAGCAUUUCUCGAGAUUGCAGAUUCCAAGACUUGUCAUAGUAGACGGUUUAGACGAAUGCGACAAUCAGGAUAUUCAAUCCGACAUUCUGUUACUCGUUGCCCAUGCCAUUUCCAAGCUUCGUCUCCCACUUCGUUUCAUCAUCGCAAGUCGUCCUGAGGCACACCUAUUAUCUUCAUUCAACAACUCGAUAUUUGACAAGAUACUCUAUAGGCUUAAUCUAGGAGCCGAUGCUAAAGAAUUCAAGGAAAUUCGAUUAAACCAUCCCUUAGGCAGGCACCUUCCUGACCCUUGGCCAACGACUGCACAAAUAAGCACACUUGUAAUGAAAUCUUCAGGAGGAUUCGUAUAUCCUGCGACGGUGCUGAAGUACAUAAAGUCUCCAUACCUUCGACCAGACGAAUGUCUCAAGGUGAUCCUUGGCCUAUCCUCCACCCCUUCUAGUGAUUGUCCAUAUGCACAGCUGGAUGAUCUUUAUUCCCAUAUAUUCAAUUCUGCCCACGAAGCCCACAAAACAUCCGUCAAACUUAUCUUUAGUGUUCUUGCAGUUCCCAGCACACAACAAUAUUCAAAGACAAUCAUCUCACCUGCUCUCCUAAACACAUAA
Molecule: messenger RNA, 1239 nt
Organism: Psilocybe cubensis
Lineage: Eukaryota; Fungi; Basidiomycota; Agaricomycetes; Agaricales; Agrocybaceae
Exons: 3
Coding region: 1-1239 (412 amino acids)
Source: RefSeq, a predicted model, not a curated record